Messenger RNA from Meira miltonrushii, 1296 nucleotides. RefSeq names its product ubiquitin-domain-containing protein. The record is from RefSeq and is a predicted model, not a curated record. The coding region runs from base 1 to 1296 and encodes 431 amino acids. Lineage: Eukaryota; Fungi; Basidiomycota; Exobasidiomycetes; Exobasidiales; Brachybasidiaceae. The transcript has a single exon. Gene Ontology annotation, biological process: ubiquitin-dependent protein catabolic process. Gene Ontology annotation, cellular component: cytosol. Gene Ontology annotation, molecular function: polyubiquitin modification-dependent protein binding.
AUGGCAGAAGAUUCUCAGACGAUCACUGUGAACGUAAAAGGUCCAUCAGAGAUUAAACUUUCGAUUGAAAUCUCUUUGGAUUCAACCGUUCGUGGAUUAAAAGAAAAGAUUGCUGAAAAAAGAAAUGAUAUACCAGCAGAAUCACAAAGAUUGAUUUAUACGGGAAAAGUAUUGAAGGAUGAAGAAACUUUACAAUCUUAUAAAUUACAAAACAACCACACUGUUCAUAUGGUUAGAAGUGCUUCAAGAUCUGCUCCUUCAACCGGUAAUCCUGCUUCUUCUACCGCCGCCACAGGUACAACAUCAACAAACGCAAACGCACCGAGUGGCGCAACAGGUUCAGCAGCACAAGGUGUACCUUCUAGCUUUGGUGCAGGUCAAGCUUUCGGUAGUGAUCCAUUAGCAGCCCUGAACAGAGCUGAUCUUGCCGGUCCUCAUAUGGCAAACCUUGGUCGUGAUAUGUUUCAGGGUUUCGGAAUGAAUCCAAACGAUCCGAAUAUGUUUAUGACUGCAAUGCAAUCUGACGAAUUCAGAAAUCAAAUGCGUACAAUGCUUUCAAGACCCGAAGUUGUUGAUCAAAUUAUUGCAAGUAAUCCUCAAUUGAGCUCUUUGCCGGGCAUUCGUGAAAUGUUUCAAAAUGAACAAUUUAGAGAAUUUUUAUUGGAUCCUCAAAGUAUGGCAAGAGCAGCAGAAUUUUCACGAAUGAUGGGCGGUCAAGGUGGUGCUGGUGGAAUGGGAGGAUUAGGUGGAUUUGGUGGUGGUCUAGGAGGCUUUGGCGGUGGCGCAGGUGCUGGUGCAGGAGCAGGAAGACCAACAGCUGGUCAAGCACAAUGGCCACCUGCAGGCGCAUUUGGAACACCGAGCGGUGGCGGUGAUGCGGCUCAACGAAGCACAACAGAACAACAGGGAGCAACUACAGGCUCGCCGGCACAACAAGCACCUAAUCCAUUCGGAGGAGCAGGUGGUGGUGCUGGCGGUUUCCCAAUGUUUGAUCCUGCUUUGAUGCAACAGAUCUUGGGAGGAGGAGCUGGCGGUGGUGCUGGUGGUGCUGGUGCAGGAGGUAAUCCAUUUGCUGCUUUACUUGGUGGUGGAGGAGCUGGCGGUAAUCGCUCUUCAUCUGAUGCAAGACCACCAGAAGAACGAUUUUCCGAACAACUUUCACAAAUGCAAGCAAUGGGCUUGACAGACGGUAGUGCAAACUUACGUGCUCUGUUGAUCAGUGGAGGAAGCGUUGAAGGAGCAAUGAGCAUCUUGUUUGAUGAUCCUACAGCAGGUGCUGGCAAUGCUGGAGCUUGA